Molecule: messenger RNA, 804 nt
Organism: Rhagoletis zephyria (snowberry fruit fly)
Lineage: Eukaryota; Metazoa; Arthropoda; Insecta; Diptera; Tephritidae
Product: adenylate cyclase type 5-like
Biological process (GO): intracellular signal transduction; adenylate cyclase-activating G protein-coupled receptor signaling pathway; cAMP biosynthetic process
Cellular component (GO): plasma membrane
Molecular function (GO): adenylate cyclase activity
Source: RefSeq, a predicted model, not a curated record
AUUUGAUCGAUUGGCAGCUGAGCACCAUUGCCUGCGAAUCAAACUUUUGGGUGAUUGUUAUUACUGUGUAUCUGGCUUGCCCGAGCCACGGCCGGAUCAUGCACAUUGUGCCGUGGAAAUGGGUUUAGACAUGAUUGAUGCCAUAGCGCUUGUUCGUGAGGUGAUGGCUGUCAAUGUUAAUAUGCGUGUUGGCAUACACACCGGACGUGUGCAUUGUGGCGUACUGGGCUUGGUCAAGUGGCAAUUUGAUGUGUGGUCGAAUGAUGUGACACUAGCUAACCACAUGGAAAGCGGCGGCAUACCUGGACGCGUCCACAUCACCAAGGAGACACUCAAGUGUUUGGAUGGCGAUUACGAAGUGGAGGAGGGCAAAGGUGCCGAACGAAAUACAUAUCUGAAAGAUCAUCAAAUCGAAACUUAUCUCAUAGUGCCAGGUGAUAUUUAUCGACCGCACAAGAAAUCACGCAACCGACUGCAGGUGAAUGGCAACAUUUCCAAGGAGCUGCGGAUGAUGGGACACGCUGGCACACAGAAGAAUGCCUCCAAAUUUGGCUUUGGCGACAGCGCGGAAGGUGCUAAAGAUCCAGAGGAUGAAGUGAAUGAGUAUUUGAUGCGUGCGAUAGAUGCACGUAGCAUUGACCAUUUACGUGCGGAGCAUUGUCAGUCGGUGUUUUUGUCCUUCAAGGAUGAUGAGCUGGAGAAAAAGUACGGAUCGGAGCCAGAUCGUAUGCUGAGUGUGUAUUUCUAUUGCAGUUUUAUUGUACUAGUCACCACUACCGUUAUUAGAUUUUCAGCGUUUAAACC